GACCGCCCGAAACACGCGCGCACACUUAUGGACAGCAACACACUUCUCUAUGGGGGGCUCGCGCUCGCCGCAGCCACUCUCGGCACGGCAUACACCAUCCUCGUCAUCUGGUCACCAGAUACCAUCGUUCCCAAGCCAUCCGAGAAGAGAUACCGCACCGCGUCCAGCCCCUCCAAACACCUCCCCCUCGCCUCCAUACACGACGCCGGCUCAGUCGACCUCUCCGUGAUCAUCCCCGCUUACAACGAGACGGCGCGGCUACCAGAGAUGUUCUCCACCACGCUCGCCCACCUCGAGUCCACGCGCCCGCGCACAUACGAGGUCCUCGUUGUGGACGACGGCUCGUCAGACGGCACGGCCGACCUCGCCCUAAAGCUCUCGCUGGAGUACCCGGCGAGCGACGUGCGCGUGGUUGUGCUGGAACACAAUGUGGGCAAGGGCGGCGCGGUGCGGCACGGGAUGCUGCAUGCGCGCGGGGGGCGGCUGUUGAUGGUCGACGCGGACGGCGCGAGCCGGUUCGAGGACCUGGAGCUCUUGUGGAAGGCGAUGGACGAGCUGAUGCCGAAGGGCAACGAGGCGGCGGUGGUUGUGGGCAGCCGCGCGCACUUGGUGAAAACAGAGGCCGUCGUAAAGCGGUCUGUGCUCCGGAACAUCCUGAUGUACGGGCUGCACACGAUCCUACGAGUAGUCGGCGUGGGUCACAUCCGGGACACGCAGUGCGGGUUCAAGCUGUUCAGCCGACGCGCGGCGCAGUCGAUCUUCCCCGCACAGCACCUCGCAACAUGGAUCUUCGACGUCGAGCUGCUGCUGCUAGCGAAGCAGCUGGGGUUCCCGGUGGCGGAGGUGCCGAUUGAGUGGCACGAGGUGUCGGGGAGCAAGCUGCACGUGUUCGCGGACUCGCUGCAGAUGCUGCGGGACCUGCUGAUUCUGCGGGCGAAUCUGCUGCUGGGGCGGUGGACGGUGCGGCCGCCGACGGCAUCGAGUACAGAGUAAACGGACGCUUGUAGUAAAUUAUAUAGGAUAAUGACAGCUUG
This is a messenger RNA of Trametes versicolor FP-101664 SS1, 1034 nucleotides long. Its product is annotated as Alg5-prov protein. The coding region runs from base 28 to 993 and encodes 321 amino acids. The record is from RefSeq and is a predicted model, not a curated record. Gene Ontology annotation, cellular component: endoplasmic reticulum membrane. Lineage: Eukaryota; Fungi; Basidiomycota; Agaricomycetes; Polyporales; Polyporaceae. The transcript has 3 exons.